AUGCUCAGGAUGUUUUGCUUUGAUGUGAAGUGUGUUUCUGCUGAUUCAGAUGAAGAGAAGAUCACAGUGUUGGAGGGAGAUUCAGUCACUCUACACACCAAUCUUACUCAAAUAGAGAGAGACGAUCACAUACUGUGGAAGCUAAAAAUGAACAACGAGGACAUUCGUGCAGCUGAAAUUUAUCAUCAAACAGCCUACACAUAUGAUCAAACUGGAAGAUAUGGAGGGAGACUGAGGAUCAACACUCAGACUGGAUCUCUCACCAUCACAAACAUCACAAGCACAGACUCUGGACUUCAUGAACUUCAGAUCAUCAACAGCAGAGGGACAUUGUAUAAAAGAUUCAAUGUUUCUGUCUAUGAAUCUUUACCUGUUCCUGUCAUUACCGGAGACUCUUCCCAAAAGUCAUCUUCAAGCUCAAAAUGUGUGUUGUUGUGUUCAGUGAUGAAUGUGACACAUGUGAGUCUCUCCUGGUACAAAGGAAACAGUUUAUUGUCCAACAUCAGUGUGUCUGAUCUCAACAUCAGACUCUCUCUACCUCUGGAGGUGGAAUAUCAGGACUACAACACAUACAGAUGUGUCGUCAACAACACCAUCACAAACCAGACACAACAUCUCAACAUCACUCAACACUGUCUGCCGUCUUCGGGGCCUUUUUGA
Triplophysa dalaica is the source of this 660-nucleotide messenger RNA. RefSeq names its product SLAM family member 9-like. NCBI's taxonomy places the organism in Eukaryota, Metazoa, Chordata, Actinopteri, Cypriniformes, Nemacheilidae. The record is from RefSeq and is a predicted model, not a curated record.